Molecule: messenger RNA, 957 nt
Organism: Emiliania huxleyi CCMP1516
Lineage: Eukaryota; Haptophyta; Isochrysidales; Noelaerhabdaceae
Exons: 2
Coding region: 1-957 (318 amino acids)
Molecular function (GO): NAD+-protein-arginine ADP-ribosyltransferase activity; NAD+ poly-ADP-ribosyltransferase activity
Source: RefSeq, a predicted model, not a curated record
AUGGCGUGGAAGGCAGGCAGCAUUCAGGCCCAGUUCCCGUCUCUGACUCGCGACGAGUGCGCGGCGGUCGUUCUGUACACGAUGGAGGACAUGCCUCGCGAGCGAUCGCCAUACUACGUGAUGAAUGCUGCGCUGAGGGAGAAGAACCGGCAGGCGGUGAGGCCGUGGCGAGACUUUGUGUGGCUGCUGCUACACGCGCUGCGCAAGCUGCCGCCGAGCAAGGCGCGGAUGGUCUACCGUGGCAUGGCCGGAUGUGUGCUUGAGGAGGGAGACGAGCUGCAGUGGUCGGCCUUCUCCAGCACGGCGACAAAGGUGGACGUGAUGCAGGUUUUCCUCGACACGGAGGAGGCCACCGCGGGACCACGCACCAUGAUCCACCUGGAGCUCACCGAGCCGGUUGGCCGCGACGUCUCUGCCUUCUCCUUGUACCCGCAAGAGUGCGAGGUGCUGCUCCCCCCAAAUGUCUGCUUUGAGGUCGUGUCGCAGUAUAACGCCAGCAGCGGCCUCGUGAUCGUGCAGUGCAAGCAGACGGAGAGCCUGGACCCGCUGCUCGAUUUUGGCCGUAGAGGGGACGUGCCUUUGGGGCAGCCCGUCAACGAGGUGCCCAUCGGAAUGCCGGCCGACGACGACGGGGAGGAGCUUCAGGCCAAGAUGGCGCGGCUGCAGGUAGCGAGGGAGAAGGCGGUGAAGGAGGCGGCGCAGCUGCAGGUCGCGAGGGAGAAGGCGGAGAAGGAGGCGCAGCGCGAGCGCGAUGUGAGCCGAUUGAUCGAGCUCGGGGCCGAAAUGCGUGAGCGGGCAAUCGAGUUGCUUGAGCGACACGGGUCGUUGCAAGCGGCUGCGAACGCGUUGUGCGCGGCUGCGGACACCUCCAUUCCUUCAGAGAGAACGAGUUCUCUUUCUUGGGCGUUGCUGACGUACGGCUUUACGCAAGAGGACCACCGGUGUUUUGCCUUUUGA